Messenger RNA from Drosophila nasuta, 808 nucleotides. Its product is annotated as peritrophin-1. Bases 14 to 745 code for a protein of 243 amino acids. Lineage: Eukaryota; Metazoa; Arthropoda; Insecta; Diptera; Drosophilidae. Gene Ontology annotation, cellular component: extracellular region. Gene Ontology annotation, molecular function: chitin binding. The transcript is spliced from 3 exons. The record is from RefSeq and is a predicted model, not a curated record.
UGAUCGAAUCAUAAUGCUGAAGUUUUUCUGGUCAACUUUACUGCUCGUAGUUGCACUUGCCUCUUGUAGCUAUGGCAAUAUCUAUGGAUUCCGUGUCGAAGCUGAACCACCCAUUCAGAUGUCGCAAUGCCCGGCCUACGAUGAUCCUAAUCACCUUGUGAUGUUAAGCUACCCGAAUAAUUGUCGCAAGUAUUAUACUUGUCUGAAAGGUCUGGCCCAUGCUCAUCAGUGUCCUGAAAAUUAUUAUUGGAGUCAGCUAACUUAUCGUUGUGACUUUAAACAGUACUCGAAUUGCGAACAGACCUACGAGUAUCCAACACUAGUCCAAGAAAUUGAGCAGUACAGUCCUUAUCCAGGCGACUGUAAUCUCUACUAUGAGAAUCGAAUUCUUCGUUGUCCCGUUAACUAUCAUUGGAAUGCACAGACACAACGCUGCGAUCUGCCACAAUUUGCGGGCUGCGCUGCGCCAACUCCUCAAUAUCCAACAUGGAACCCAAUUACUCCAGCAAUUGUGCCAACUGCCGCUACGCCACCUACUGUGAUACCUUUCCCUAAUGAAUCGACUGUCCCGAUUGAUCCCGCAUAUUAUUGUAGCAAUACUGGCCAAGGCAACUAUCUGCCAUAUCCGGGAGAUUGCCACAAGUUCAUCUACUGCGGUCCCAUUGCAACUGUGCUCUAUUGCCCUGAGGGAUUGUUCUGGAAUCGUAAUACACAAUCGUGUGAUUUAAGUACUGUGGGUUGUUAACUACUUACAUUGAUUGAUCAUUUAAUAAUUGCAUAAUAAAGGCAUCAAAAAAGUCUAGUAAUU